AUGCCGAAGUCCGCCAUGAAGUCCAAGGCCAUGAAGGCAGCCAAGGCCAUGACCAAGGCACAGCUGGCGGACCAACUCGCCACCAAGUCGGAGCUCAAGAAGAAGGAUGUGAUGUCGGUUCUGCAGGGGCUCUCCGAGAUCGGUGCGAGUGAGGUCUCCAACACCGGCAAGUUUGUUCUGCCAGGGCUCUGCAUGAUCAAGACGCGUCAGAAGCCAGCGACGAAGGCUACCACCCGCAUGAUGUUCGGGAAGGAGGUGCAGAUCAAGGCACAGAAAGCUCGGACGAUCGUGAAGGCACAGGUGUUGGCGGCGCUCAAGAGCCAGGUGUAA
Messenger RNA from Symbiodinium sp. CCMP2456, 330 nucleotides. Lineage: Eukaryota; Dinophyceae; Suessiales; Symbiodiniaceae. The record is from the annotation of a GenBank genome assembly.